AUGACUGUGCACUUGUUUUCUUUGCUCGUCUUCUCCCUGUUUCAAGCGCUGCAAAGCAGCAAAAUUUUCAAUAUAACUGCAUCAACGCCGCUUGUUCAGAACCAAACCCUUGUCUCUCGUAGUCAAAUCUUUGAGCUUGGGUUCUUCACGCCUAAUGGAUCAGCAAAGCAGUACAUAGGAAUAUGGUACAAGAACAUGACUCCCUCCAGAGUUGUCUGGGUGGCCAACAGGGACAAGCCACUUGGACCCACAGAUCAAUCUGCGAGUUUUGUAAUUGGCGGAGAUGGAAAUCUGAAGCUUCUUGAUGGGCAACAAAACACUGUCUGGUCUACUAAUGUCACGACAAAGUCGAAUUAUUCUCUAGCAGUGCUUUCAGACUUUGGAAACCUUGUUCUUCAAGAUUUAAAUGCGAAUGAAAUGUGGGAAAGCUUUGAUGAGCCAACCGACACUCUCCUGCCAAACAUGAAGGUUGGAGUAAACGUGAAAACAGGAAAGAAACAAAACUUGAUUUCCUGGAAAGGCGAAGAUGAUCCCUCAUUCGGAAGUUUUGUCCUCGGAGUGACAUCGGAAACACCACCUCAGGUUUUCCUUUGGAAUGGAUCAAGUCCUUACUUGAGAACUGGACCGUGGGAUAACUCCAGGUUCAUCGGAAUACCGACCAUGGCUGGGACAUACCUGAGUGGCUAUGAUGUCCUGCAAAAUAUUGACCAGGGAACAUCAUAUUUUUCCCUCUAUAAUUACAACAGCUCCUUCUUUGGAUAUAUUUUCAUCUCAACAGAAGGAUCAAUAAAAUUUAUGUAUUGGGACGAUGGAUGGUCAACAGACUGGGAGUCACCGGUACCAACUAACCAUUGUGAUAUUUAUGGAACGUGUGGCCCUUUUGGAGUUUGCGACCCGCUUAGUUCACGUAUAUGCAAAUGCUUAAAAGGGUUUAAACCAAGGUUAGAUGAAGAAUGGAACAGAGGAAACUGGACCAGAGGGUGCCUUAGGGAUAUCGAAUUGAAUUGUCAGAAAUCCGCAAGUGCAGCAGCUUCAACGAGUCUGGAAAAAGAUGUAUUCUGGCAAAUGAAACAGAUGAAGUUGCCUGAUUCUGCUGAUUACAUGUCUAACAUAGCCGAUGCAGAAGGAUGUCAAAGUUGGUGCCUAGGAAACUGCUCGUGCUUGGCCUUUUCUUAUGUGGAUACUAUAGGAUGUAUGACUUGGAGUAAAAACCUCCUAGAUAUUCAGCAAUUCUCCACGGCAGGCGAAGAUCUAUUUAUUCGACUCGCGGACGCGGAUACAGGUGUACCUACGCAGACAAAACUCAUCAUCAGCCUAAGUACUAUUUCUGCCAUCGUGCUAUUGGGAGCUGGCAUUUCAGUCUGUGGUCUCUCCAAGUGGACAGGGAACUUUAGGAAAAUGACAAUUCCAAGGCCGCUUAGGCCACUGGCCAAAGCCAACAGAUCAGAGGAACUACUAAGGGAAAUUGCAUGGAAAGAGCAAAUGAAGCAAGGUGAUGCAUCGGAAUUGCUAAUUUAUGAUUUUGACAGCAUACUGCUUGCCACGGACAACUUCAAUGCGAAAAACAAACUCGGGCAAGGAGGGUUUGGCCCUGUUUAUAAGGGAAAGCUGAAUGAUGGUAAGGAGAUAGCUGUGAAGAGACUUUCGAGCAGUUCAGGCCAAGGCAUAGCAGAGUUCAAGAAUGAGAUCCUUCUGAUAUCCAAACUUCAACACCGAAAUCUGGUGAGACUUGUUGGCUACUGCACUGAAGGAGAAGAAAAGAUACUAGUGUACGAGUACUUGCUGAACAAGAGCUUGGAUGCCUUUCUUUUUGAUUCAAUAGGGAAUACAAAACUUAGCUGGGCCAUACGCUUUCGCAUUAUCCUCGGGAUCGCGAGAGGGCUGCUGUACCUCCACCACGAAUCUUGCGUCAGGGUCAUACAUCGAGAUUUGAAACCAAGCAACAUUCUCUUGGAUGAAAAGAUGAAUCCCAAGAUUUCAGAUUUUGGACUUGUGCGGAUGUUUGAAGGCACUCAAGUUUUGGUUAAUACUCACAAAGUUGUCGGGACACUCUUUGGAGUACUGAUAUUGGAGCUUAUCAGCAGCAAGAAGAACACCAGUUUAAAUUAUUGUGGACGGCAUCUCAAUCUCCUCGCUUAUGCAUGGCACUUGUGGUGUGAAGGCAGAGGAUUGGAGCUAAUGGAUGAAGCCAUUGCUGACGCAUUUUCACCAUCAGAAGUUACGAGAUGCAUUCAGAUAGGGCUUCUAUGUGCGCAGGACCAAUCUACAGAUAGACCCAACAUGUCGGCUAUAGUGCGAAUGCUAAGUGGGGAGUCCGAUCUUCCACAGCCGAAGCAACCGACAUUUACAUUUCAAAGCUCACCAAGCCACGAAGUCCAACCACAAGAGGAAAUUAUCUGGUCCAGGAAUACCAUCACCAUUACUAUGGUUGAAGGAAGAUAA
Messenger RNA from Syzygium oleosum, 2442 nucleotides. Its product is annotated as G-type lectin S-receptor-like serine/threonine-protein kinase At1g61370. Bases 1 to 2442 code for a protein of 813 amino acids. Gene Ontology annotation, molecular function: protein serine/threonine kinase activity; ATP binding. Lineage: Eukaryota; Viridiplantae; Streptophyta; Magnoliopsida; Myrtales; Myrtaceae. Gene Ontology annotation, biological process: recognition of pollen; protein phosphorylation. The record is from RefSeq and is a predicted model, not a curated record. The transcript is spliced from 7 exons.